CGCGUGUCUUACAGAUCCCUGGAGGAGCGUAUGGUUAGUGUAUUUUAGAAAUGUGGAUCAUUGUGUACAAAAUCCAAGUCUCUCCUUCACCUCCCUCACUCGUUUCUCAUACACUUUUAACGCUCAACCAUCUCCUGCCUCCUUUUACUCAAAGAAAAAAAAAAAACAUCCCCAUAAUCCAUGGCUUAAGUGCACGUGUAGUAUACAGGCAAUGAACCAUGGGUCUUUUCCGGCGACUCUUUGGAGCCAAAAAGUCCGACAAAACCCGAUCCGAUAAAGAACGGAGGCGUUGGAGCUUUGCUAGAUCUUCCAAUCCCACGUCUUCAACUUCCCAUAUAGAUCAUGCUCUUACUACUGCUCCAUGCAGUGACACCUUGGAUGCCAGCAAGCACGCAAUAGCAGUAGCAGCCGCCACUGCUGCUGUAGCUGAGGCUGCUCUCGCAGCUGCGCAUGCGGCUGCUGAGGUUGUUAGACUGACAAGUGGUGGUGGUGGCCCCGCUGGGAACAACCGACGACUCGUACAGGAGGUAGCGGCUGUUAGGAUACAGUCCGCUUUUCGAGGUUAUCUGGCACGGAGGGCACUGAGAGCUUUGAAAGCAUUGGUGAAGCUUCAAGCGCUAGUGAGAGGCCACUUUGUAAGAAAGCAAACAGCAGACAUGCUCAGACGCAUGCAAACAUUGGUCAAACUGCAAGAUCGAGCCCGUUCUAGUCGUGCACAUGUGACAAAGUCUCUGGAUUCUGUCGUAAAGAUGUCCAGGCUUCCGCGAAAUGCUGUCCAUGCAACUUCCGGAAAAGAUGAAUGCCAACUUCGUGCUUAUUGUACUAAAUCUGAUGGGCUCUCAAUCCUAAAGAGAUGUGGUUCAAAUUCCAACUUUAGGAACAUCAUUGAUCUAGAGAAAGCACGGAUGGGUUCAAAUUGGUUAGACCAUUGGAGGGAGGAAAGUUUAUGGAACAACCGUAGAGAAGCUCCACUUAGCCGUCGGCUUGCUGAUGAUGAGAAGAGUGACAAAAUCCUUGAAGUAGAUACUUGGAAACCUCACUUGAGCUCCCAACAGAGUCACAGGAAUGUUAGGCCAUCUCAGCAUUUUUCAGCUUUGGAUUAUACCCAGAGCUUUACGGCAUAUGACUCCCCGAGAAAAGCAUCAGGAAAAGCUUCAAAUGCCAUACCAAAUAUCUCUUCAGCAGAAGUUUUAACAUUAAGCUCCAUGAAAUAUCCUGGAGGGAAAGAUGAAGCAGUUCUAAGAACAGCUGACAACAGCCCACAAGUGCAUUCUGCAUCAUCUAGACCUGGAAGUAGUGCUAGGAGAAGCCCUUUUACACCCACAAGGAGUGAGUGCUCAUGGGGGUAUUUAAGUGGAUAUUCCGGUUACCCAAAUUACAUGGCGAAUACUGAAUCAUCCCGGGCUAAGUAUCGAUCCCAGAGUGCUCCAAGGCAGAGGCUGGAGUUAGACAAAUAUGGUUCAACCCGAAGAACUUAUCAGGGGUUGUGGGAUUCAGGUACCAACUCAGAAAGAGAUUUUCCUCAUCAUGUUGAUUUUAGGUACAGGGCACAUCCGACUUCCGAUUGCUUGAAUUGGCCUAGUAGUGCUAACCGAGGGGAAUGAUCGACGAUCCUCCCUUCGCCUCUCCUAUUUUCCUUUUCUUGUGUGUGAUAGCAACCUUGUCUGCUAGAGUUGUAAUUAGUUUACCAUGAUGUGAAAAACUUUGAUCCUGCUUGAUCAAAUUUAGCAUUAUUAAUAUUGAAAAAGAAAAA
Molecule: messenger RNA, 1753 nt
Organism: Gossypium arboreum
Lineage: Eukaryota; Viridiplantae; Streptophyta; Magnoliopsida; Malvales; Malvaceae
Product: protein IQ-DOMAIN 23-like
Exons: 4
Coding region: 219-1604 (461 amino acids)
Molecular function (GO): protein binding
Source: RefSeq, a predicted model, not a curated record